Molecule: messenger RNA, 4106 nt
Organism: Salmo salar (Atlantic salmon)
Lineage: Eukaryota; Metazoa; Chordata; Actinopteri; Salmoniformes; Salmonidae
Product: non-muscle caldesmon
Biological process (GO): angiogenesis; actin filament bundle assembly; muscle contraction
Cellular component (GO): actin cytoskeleton
Molecular function (GO): myosin binding; calmodulin binding; actin binding
Source: RefSeq, a predicted model, not a curated record
GUUUUUGACUUUUGAUAUCAUGGUGGGUUUUUUUCUCUGACAAGUUUGGCCAGAGUGAAUUUUUAAAUACAUAGGCUUGGUUGCUCUUUGACCAGACUACGGACAAUGCAUAGGGCUCUCCAGCUGUAAACAUUAUGAGAGAUGUGUGCGAUUAUGUUUUGAAGGGAGGGGCUUACGCUUUGUAGUAACCUAUUAUUGAAUACUGUGGAGCAGACCGAUCCGAAGGCAGAUUCUAUCUCUCUACAUUGACUGGCCUGCUUCGUGGUUGUUUUCUAACAAGAUUUAAGACCCCCCCCCCCCCUCCUCCUCAACGUGGAACAGGCCGAGGCUGGAGUGACUGACAAACUGACUGACCGGUGCUCAGAUUCUCUCUCUCUCUCUCUCUCUCCAGGGAAUAACCAUGGAUGACGACUUUGAGCGGCGCCGAGAGCUCAGGAGGCAGAAGAGGGAGGAGAUGCGCCUGGAGGCUGAGCGGAUGGCCUUCCAGGGUAGUAAUGAGGAUGAGGAGGAGGCUGCAAGGGAGCGUAGACGCAGGGCGCGUCAGGAGAGGAUGAGAGGGAUGGGAGGCGAGGAGCCCAGUGACAGCGUGGUGAUGACCAACAGCCAUAGCGUGACAGAGACUGUGUCUGUGUCCUCCUCUAUGACCUCCUCGGGUGGAGGAGACGAUGAUGAGCAGGCCCUGCUGGAGCGCAUGGCCAAACGAGAGGAGCGCAGGCAGAAAAGAUUGAUGGAAGCUCUGGAGCGAGAGAAGGAUCAGAACCCCGGCAAUGACGGUAACCACGGCAGCGGGGAGAAUACUGUGGAGGAGAGGUCCGUCGACCGCAGGGGCCGUUACCAGGACAACGAAGAAGAGGCGGAAGAGCGGAACUGCCGAAAGGAGGAGGAGGGGGAGGCCGCUCCGGAGGAGGAGGAAGAGGCUGAGCAGGGAGAGGGAGAAGUGGAGGAAGAGGCGGUGGAGGAGGAGAAACCGAGACGGUCCUAUAUGAGAGAACAGGAAUCCAUUGAGGAAAAAACUAGAAACGAGGAAGAUACAGAAGAACCAGCAGUGGUUUUAAAUGAGGUUGAGGAAUCAGUCAAUUCAGAGGUAGAGGUUGAAGAAGAUGCUGAAUUAAGUGAUAAGGUAGAAGAAGAGGUAGAGGAACCAGAUCAGUUAGAGGUAGAGGGCACAACAGUGACACUGAACAAUGAGACUGAGGAAGACUGUGGGAUGUCAACCAUCCAAAACGGCUUGGAUGUGGUGAAUGAAAAGCAGAAUGGAGGUCUGCACGAGGAAACUCCUCAAAAACACAAAAAAACAGAAAGGACCCUGAGCCACGGCAGCGUGCGUUCCCCGGAGGCGGGGGCGGAGGAGCAGGACGACACGGCGCGCCUGGAGGCGGAGCUUAAGCUGCAGGAGCUGAAGCGCCGCCGUGACGACGCGGAGAGCGAGGAGUUCGAGAGGAUGAGACAGAAGCAGCAGGAGGCUGAGCAGGAGCUGGAGGAGCUGAAGAAGAAGAGGGAGGAGAGGAGGAAGAUCAUAGAAGAGGAGGAGAGACAGAAGAAACAGGAGGAGGCCGAGAAGAAGGCCAGAGAGGAGGAGGAGAAGAGGAGGAUGAAGGAGGAGAUAGAGCGGAGGAGGGCGGAGGCGGCCGAGAAGAGACAGCAGAUGGGGGUGGAGACUGUCGACGCAGAGGCCAAACCCUUCAAAUGCUUCAGUCCCAGAGGAUCCUCCCUCAAGAUUGGUGAAAGGGCAGAGUUUCUGAGCAAGUCGGCACAGAAAAGCACGGUGAAGACAACUCACUCUCCUGUCGUCUCUAAGAUUGACAACAGACUGGAGCAGUACACCUCUGUUGCCCAGAACAAGGAUAUGCGGUCCCCACGCUCCGGUGCCGUGGACCUGCCCAUGGUGACAGAUGGGAUACGCAACAUUAAGAGCAUGUGGGAGAAAGGCAGCGUGUUCAACUCGCCCGGGGGCGGCGGGGGCACGUACAAGGAAGCAGCUGGGAUGAAGAUAGGUGUGGCGGGCCGCAUCAACGACUGGCUGAAUAAAACCCCCGAGAGCAAAACGCCGGGAGGAAGGCCCGCGGACCUAAAGCCAGGAGAUGUGACCAACAAGAGAAGUCUGUGGGAAAACAAGGGCUCCUCCCCAGCCAAGGUGACUGGCAGAGGGGAGAAUAAAUCUGUCUCCAACGGUAUGGGACACGAAUGAUUACAAAGAGCUUCUUCUGAUGGCUGGUGGGGACCAAGACAAUCCAAGACUCUUCCUUUUCUAUGUGUAUUAUACCCAAAAAAACAUAUGACCACCACCCUGAGGGAACCCAAGGAAUGGAGAGAAACAGGAGAUUCUAUUUAAUAAGCACUGUACUGAAACGAACAGCCACCAUCUCGUAAAACAUGACAGUGUAGUGCCUUUGCACAACGAUUUACUACGACUUACUUUCACAACAAACAAACAAAAGAAUAUGCUGUGAAAUUUGGAUGUUUUAUGAUAUGGUCAUUUGUUUUAUAUGUUAUAAGCAAAAACUUACAGAAGAAAAAAACUUAAUUGAAAUUAGAUAUAUUUCCCAUGCGCUCUUCAGUACAUGUGUAGUUUUGAUAUAGUAGAGAAAUGUUUUUAUAUGAGGUUUCCAGUUCCACAAUCAUAUCCGUGUUCCAAAGACAGACAUCUACCAUCAAUGUUCUGUCCAUGUCGUCCAUCUCACUUCUUUUUUAUUUAUAUUUAAAGCAAAGCUUCACACACAGCUAUUUUAUUCAUGUUCACCAGUUCAGGAGAGAGAUUAUACGGACUCCGUAGAUUUGGCUUAUUUCACUUUUUUUGUCUUACCAAUAGUGCAACAAUGGUCUGAGUUAAUAUAUGUUAGCACAUAAGUACAUGUCGUUAUGAAUAUCAUACUGUAUCUUCUAUUACAGCUUUAUACUCAAGAUUUGUUUCGCUUUUGUACUCUAAAAUUGAGUGACUACCAACCGACAAGAGGCAAUGAAAGGCAGUGCAAGCAACGAAAGGAAAGUUGUAUAUUAAGACGGCUAUUAUAACGUUUAUUAUCCUAGUUUCAAUUUAUUUAUGUUUUUUACGUGUUUUGUCAUUGGCUGUCUUUGUAGCUUUUGUACCUGCUGUUUGAAUCUCUAAUUCACUUUGUUACACUUUCAAACAAUCCAUAAUGUUGCAGGUGUACUUAGAGUUACAUCCUCACCUUAGAGAAUUCUCUGACCCACGUCGUUCCACACCGCCGGGCUUAUUCACAUACAUGUUCCAAUGGCUUCUAUUUAGGAGGUAAAGGACCUCAGCUUUGUCAGUGAGUUUGUCUGAAUAUGGCAGGCCAGAUACACAUUUAUAUACUGUGCCUGUACCUUGAGACGGCAUUGGUUUAAGCCGUAUGUCGCCUUGCCGUUUAAACCCAAAUCUGAUGUACUGACUAUAGGACUCUGAAAAAAAGGGAAAGUGCACAUUUCGAUAUUGACAAUGAUAGAGGAUUGAGUCAGUCAAAAGAAGACAGAUUUUGACUCCAGCCAACAAUUGCGCUUGACGCUUGUUCUGGGUUUGAGUUUUCCUAAAAGUUCCAUAGUGGUAUGUAAGAUCGUGUUUACAGCACAAAUCCUUUACAUACAACGGCCUCACGGCCUUGUUAUUGCGUGCACCGAAUAAACUGUACCUUACACGUUGCCAACACAGUAUGACUUCAGCUGUUUCUUUCUUCUUUUUUUACCGUUUCAUUAUUGAUGUUCUAUGUUUCACAUUUCAUUCAUUCAUUUAGCAUGACAUGCUUUGAUAAUAUGGGUAUUAAAUAAAGGUUAGCAGGGGCAUUGUAAGAUUGUUCUGUGUAAACCUUGACAAUCACAUUCCAUGACUCCUUAGAACUACAAGCAAUGGAGUCUGACCAAAAUAUCUAACAUUAUUUUACAUUGCUGUUAUUUCAUAUUUUGGUCAUUUGCUUUUUUUUGUCCGUUUUUAAAUUGUAUUUUUAUUUCAAACAUCCUCAUUUAUUGUGUAGAGUUAACUAUGCAAGGAACUCUAUCUGUCGGUUUCAGAUACAACCUUGUUUUAGUAGUGAGUAGUUUCCUACAGAAUGAAUGUUAUGAAAUAUUUGUACCGUUGCCUCAACAACAGCAAUAAAGAGAUAUAAAUUGUU